AAUGGAGAGCGCACUCGCAGCAGCCGAAGGACGCUAAAAUUAGGGAACUUUUCUUAAAAUAUCUCCACAGAAACUCGCGUAUUAUACUCGGAUGAAGCUCUAGAGUUACAUUGAAUCAAAUCUAGCAGUAGUUUGAGAACUGUCUUAUCUGUAAAGAGCGUCGGUUCUUGUAAACAAACCGGUUUCUUGGCUACGACAAAAGACUACACAGGCUUUUGCUAGCCGUUAGCUCGCAGGCUAGCACCAAGGUUUCACCCUCAUGGUUCUUGGAUUAUAAACUUGAGAAACCGACAUCAACAUGGACAAGGCAGACUUCUUAAAAGGACUUCCAGUCUACAACAAGAACAACUUCAGCAGAUUCCACGCUGACUCAGUUUGCAAAGCAUCAAACCGGAGGCCGUCAGUGUAUCUUCCAACUCGAGAAUACCCUUCAGAACAAAUCAUCGUCACAGAGAAGACCAACAUUUUGUUGCGGUAUCUGCACCAACAGUGGGACAAAAAGAAUACAGCCAAGAAACGGGAGCAGGAGCCGGCAGAGGGCGAGAACACGGCGCCCCCUCGUAAAAUGGCGCGCACAGACAGUCGAGAGCUGGGCGAGGAUUCAUGAAGUGAGCCGACGCCACGCCCGACCCACAAUGCACCAGUGUCAGAGCUGAUUAAAGCACACGGAAGCACAGCCCCUCUACCACAGAACUGCAGAGUGCGUGGUUCUGUUACCGUGGCAACGUUUGUGUUUUUCAAUUGCAGAAUCUCUUUUACGGUCAAACGUCAAUUUAAGUAAACACUCGAGUUUUUAUUUCACGUUUUUGUCACUCGCGCCGUUUGUCAGUUUGGCAUUACUGUUGCGAGGGUUAUGUUGAUAAGGAAAGCCAGGGCACUGAAGCAAAUGUAAUAACUUGAUAUACAUUUGUGCGACUAAAUAAUCAGCUAUGACAGAAUAAUUAAACUGCCACAUAGACAGUUGGAAGCUACACUGAUAUCACAAUGGAGCUCAAUAGUCCCACCCUCUCCCAAGUCCGUUUAAGUAGGACGUUUUCUGUUUAUUUUUCCCAUAGAAUUAAAAAAAAAAAAAUCAAAUAUUGAGACUACAAAAGCAUCGCGGAGGCUAACGCAGUGUGGCAACUAAUAUCAUAUAUAAUAACGCGGCUGUUUGAAGUCUAAAAAACACAUUUAAAACAAAAGAUUCAGCUAAAUGCUAAAAUAACUUAGUGGUUUAUAAAGUUUCAGAAACAGAUUUUAAAGGUGCAGUGUGUAACUUUUCUAGUGGAGGAUCCGUCAAAGACUUUCUCCAUGGUGAUGUUAUUGCUUCGUCUGGAAUGUUGUCACAGUAUGGUAUUAUGAAACCUUUCUAUCACCAUGGAAACCAAACCAGGUUACAGCUCAGAUCUGUGGAGAGGCAACCCUGCUUACAGUCAGGAUAUGUUUUUUUUUUUUUUGCUGUAUUUUUGAGCAAUAAAAUCUGCAGUUGAAUAAAUGUAAGAUAGAACUAUUUAAUGUCAUACUGUGGAACAUUUGAAGCAGAGCAACGAAACAAGCAGGUGAUGGACUCCCUAAUAAAAGUUACAUAGUGCACCUUUAAUUUAGUGUUUAGUCCUGAGCUUUCAAACUUUCAAAUAAAUAUUAUUUUUGUUUUCUGAAAGUUUAUGGGAAAAAAUAAAUUAGAAAGUUACUGGAACCAGAGGGUGGGUGUUUAUACUUUGGAGAGAAAGGUGUCUUGUCCAAAGACACAGCGGCAGUAUGAAAUCCAGGGAGACAAUGUUGUUUUGUUUUUUUUGUAAAUUUUUUCUUCUUGUAAAAAUUGUGUUCGUUAUGUGAAUUUAAUUUGCCAUUUCAAAAGAAGAAAAUGUUUAGUUUUACAGUGAAAGUGGUGUACAGUAAAUUUAAUGUAAAAAUGUUUUGUCCUAAUGCCUUAAGUAGACAUGUAUUUUAUUUUAUUUUUUUUAGAAUAUUCUGAGUUUACAAUGUUGUUUCCAGAGAAGAAGAAACAAAAGGAUUUUUUUUUCUUUUAAAUAUAAUUGUAGAGCCAUCAGCGCAGUGGCUUUGAAGGGCAAGUCAAAGCAAAUUUCAGAAUAGAAUCUUUUUUGAGACGAUAAAAUUGACAGAGAAGCUAAAUUUUAAGGAAUAACAAAACAGUAUAAAUAUUGUAACUGGUAAUUCAAAAAUUUUAUGUAAAUUUUUUCAAUUUACCUAAUUUGUGUUCUCAAUUAUUAUAUAUAUAUUUUUUAUUAUUUAUUUUUCUUAUGUUUUAUUUAUUUUGUUUGUUUUUUUUGCCCUAAAUUGUAUCCCUCUCCUGUAUCAUAAACAUUAACUGUCUUCACAUGACAUGACUGUUUAAUCUUGCCUUUCAGCUCCACUUAAAGUCAUAGGAUGCAUCAUUUUUAUUUUUUAUAUUUCCAAAUUUGUGCAGAAGCUGUAGCCCUGUUGUUUAGCCUGACAUUGUCCAGUGGCUGCAUUUUGUUUCAGUGUAUUUUAAAAGGCCCUAUAUUACGCAAAAUGAACUGUCGUGAGCUUUUAGCCAUAGUUAUUAUGUGGUUUCCUCAUCAAAAACAGACCUGGAGUUGUGUUUUGCGUUUAUUUCAUUUACACACAUCUGAGUAACACUUUAUUAAUUGUCUGUUUACAUCUCCAAAGCUCAAAAUGCUCUCUUCCACUUUGUGAUGUCACGUGGUAGUUUUCAAGUUAACAGCUCCUUUUAUCUUUUCUUCAGCGGAGAUUACCAGUUCCAAAUGUUUCUAGUGAAGGUGUAUGGAGUUUAAAAACACAAGUGGAGCAUUUGUGUUUUCAGUUUGAGAGAAGAACUCACUCUAUAUGUGCAGGUUUUGUGCGUUAAACGUGUGAAUGAAACAAAACACAACUCCAGGUCUGUUUGUGACGAGGAAACGACAUAAUAACACAGAUCAGAAAACGGCGUAGUGUGGGCACUUGAAUAGUAGCUGACCUCUCCGUAGCCGUUAAUGUGUAUAUUGUAAAUUUGUACAGGAACUUUUUUGACCAGGUUAAAUUCAGGGCUUGAUCUGAUAUUGUCUUCCCUCUUCCAGUUACACUGUCCUGUUUGAACCAAAGCUCCACCAGAUAAACUGUAGACUGCAUGGAUUCAUUCUCCACGUCAUUUUUACACCUUUUAAUUUUACAGGUUGCAGUUUCAAGAGCAUGUUUCGAUAUUUCAAUAAAAAAAUGUUAUGUUGAA
Boleophthalmus pectinirostris (great blue-spotted mudskipper) is the source of this 3187-nucleotide messenger RNA. RefSeq names its product DET1- and DDB1-associated protein 1-like. Gene Ontology annotation, cellular component: Cul4-RING E3 ubiquitin ligase complex. The transcript has 5 exons. Bases 299 to 607 code for a protein of 102 amino acids. Gene Ontology annotation, biological process: positive regulation of proteasomal ubiquitin-dependent protein catabolic process. The record is from RefSeq and is a predicted model, not a curated record. Lineage: Eukaryota; Metazoa; Chordata; Actinopteri; Gobiiformes; Gobiidae.